This is a messenger RNA of Botrytis byssoidea, 975 nucleotides long. RefSeq lists its product as uncharacterized. Bases 1 to 975 code for a protein of 324 amino acids. The transcript has a single exon. Lineage: Eukaryota; Fungi; Ascomycota; Leotiomycetes; Helotiales; Sclerotiniaceae. The record is from RefSeq and is a predicted model, not a curated record. Gene Ontology annotation, molecular function: peptidyl-tRNA hydrolase activity.
AUGACCAUAUCACCCACCACUAAAACCCUUGUUCAAAUGACGCAACCAAAUCGCGUCCGCGCGCAAAAAAAGUUAUCAAUGAUUGAGGGGGAAAAUAACUCAGAUUCGAGUACGGAAUCACAACCAGAAUCACAACUACAAUCGCAAACAAAAUCACAAUUACCAACUCCCCCAUCCUCCUCCACAACCACACCUCUACGCUCACCAUCUCCCUCCACGCAGACCCAAACCCAAUCCCGAACUCCCACCCCAACCCGCAAACAAAAACGGCGCGCUCUCCUCGCCGAAUCUCUCGCCCUCUCACUCCACAACUCCAGUUUCCCAAUUUCCGCUCCCGAAAGCGAUGUCCCCGGCAGCCCAACCAUCCUCAUCUCACCACACCAUCUAACACCCUCGACUCCCAACCUCCCACCCACAAUGUCCACCCCCACCCGUCUCCUCAUCUGCUCCAUCGGCAACCCCGCGCCCUACACAAACACUCUGCAUUCCGCGGGCCACACCAUCCUCAGCAUCCUCGCCCCCUCGCUCUCCAACCCGCCCUUUCAAAAAUCUCGCUCUUAUGGAAACGGUCUCCUAUCCCCCGGAACGCCAUACACGCUGUGGAAAUCCAGCUCCUUGAUGAACGUUUCCGGGGUUGGGGUUACAUCCGCCUGGACGAGUUUCCAACGGGAAUCAUCUUUUGCGGAGUGCAAACUUGUUGUGGUCCAUGAUGAGCUGGAAUUACCAGCGGGAAGAAUAAAUGUGAAGCCGGGGAGUAAUAGUCCGAAGGGUCAUAAUGGGUUGAAGAGUAUUCGGGAUACGUUACGGGGACAGCCGUAUACGCGGAUUGGGAUUGGCAUCGGGAGGCCGGAGAGUAGGGAUGCGGGAGUCGUGGCGAAUUAUGUGUUGAGGAAGAUGAGUGUUGAGGAGAAGAGGAAAAUUGAGGGGUGUGUAGGAAAGGUCCUCGAGGAGCUCGCAAGACUGAGUGGAGAGUAG